UUCUAUUUAAUUAGCUUAAUCUGAUUUAUAGAAAAAUGAAGCUCAUAAUUGUUUUCGUUGCUCUUUCUAUGAUAGCCUCACUCGGGUUAGCAUCCGAUCCUAGUCCCCUGCAGGAUUUCUGUGUCGCGGACGACUACAGCAAAGUGUUUGUGAAUGGCAAAGUUUGCAAAGACCCGAUGUUGGCGACAGCAAAUGACUUCUUCUAUGACGGACUCGACAAGCCUGACAACACAAGCACUCCUUUAGGUUCAGUGGUCACCUCAGUUAAUGUAAUGCAAAUGCCUAGGCUCAACACUCUAGGUAUAGACUUCGUUCCUGGUGGCAAAAACCCUCCCCACACACACCCACUUGGCACCGAGAUCCUCACGGAAGGGACCCUCUAUGUCGACUUUGUGACCAGCAAUCCCGAAAACCUUUUGAUUAGCAAGACACUGAACAAGGGAGAUGUGUUUGUGUUUCCUCAGGGCCUCAUUCAUUUCCAGCAAAAUGUGGGCUAUGGCAAUUCUGUUGCGAUUGUAGGUUUGAGCAGCCAGAAUCUAGGGGUGAUAACCAUAGCUACCGCUGUGUUUGGAGCCGACCCGCCAAUCUCUGAUGUUGUUCUUGCAAAGGCCUUCCAAAUUGAUAAAAAAUUGGUUGAUAAACUCCAGGCCAGCUUCUGGAUGGAUACUAACUAGAACAUCAAGGUCAAGCGGCCCUCAUUACCAUAUGAUAGAUAUUACCCAUGGGGAUGAAUGUAUUGAAUAUAGGGUAACUUUCAUUUGUACGUUCUUUUAAUUUUUUCAUUUCCUGUGGAGUGUGGACUAUAAUAUUAUAAUAAAAUUGGUCUAGGCA
Molecule: messenger RNA, 831 nt
Organism: Amborella trichopoda
Lineage: Eukaryota; Viridiplantae; Streptophyta; Magnoliopsida; Amborellales; Amborellaceae
Source: RefSeq, a predicted model, not a curated record